CUUUUUCAUAGUUCGAAGCCAAAUAUUCCGACUUUCCGAGAAUUAUGGAACGCAGCUGCAGAUUGUAGGCGGUGCCUUUGAGUCUGGUCCAAUCGCAAAUAAAAGCUGGGUCUCGUGGGCGGGGCCAGGAAAGAGUCUUUCAAGCUCACGCAGCUAGGCUGGAGAUCGAAAUGGCGGCACCAGCAGAGAGGAUGGAGGUUUCUCAGGGGGAGAGCUCAGCCAAGCCUGCAGCUGAGGAUAUGACAUCAAAGGACUACUACUUUGACUCAUACGCCCACUUUGGCAUCCAUGAGGAGAUGCUGAAGGAUGAGGUUCGCACUUUGACCUACCGCAAUUCCAUGUUCCACAACAAGCAUCUGUUUAAGGACAAGGUGGUGCUGGACGUGGGCAGCGGGACAGGCAUCCUCUGCAUGUUUGCUGCCAAAGCUGGAGCCAAGAAGGUUAUAGGGAUCGAGUGCAGCAGCAUCUCAGACUAUGCUGUGAAAAUUGUCAAGGCCAACAAGUUGGAUGAUGUUGUGACCAUCAUCAAGGGGAAGGUGGAGGAGGUGGAGCUGCCUGUGGAGGGAGUAGACAUCAUCAUAUCAGAGUGGAUGGGCUACUGCCUCUUCUACGAGUCCAUGCUCAAUACAGUCAUUUAUGCCAGGGACAAAUGGCUGAAGCCAGAUGGACUAAUUUUCCCAGACAGGGCAACCCUUUAUGUCACUGCCAUCGAAGACAGGCAGUACAAGGACUACAAAAUCCACUGGUGGGAGAACGUAUAUGGUUUUGAUAUGUCGUGCAUCAAGGAGGUGGCGAUUAAGGAACCCCUAGUUGAUGUGGUUGACCCCAAGCAGCUGGUCAGCAGCGCCUGUCUCAUCAAGGAGGUGGACAUCUACACAGUGAAGGCGGAUGACCUGACCUUCACCUCACCGUUCUGCCUGCAGGUGAAGAGGAACGACUACAUCCACGCUUUAGUCACCUACUUCAACAUCGAGUUCACCCGCUGUCACAAGAGGACCGGCUUCUCCACCAGCCCAGAAUCUCCCUACACCCACUGGAAACAGACCGUCUUCUACCUGGAUGAUUACCUGACUGUCAAGACUGGUGAGGAGAUCUUCGGCACCAUCAGCAUGAAGCCAAACGUCAAGAACAAUAGGGACCUGGACUUCACCGUAGACAUCGACUUCAAGGGUCAGCUGUGUGAGGUGUCGAAGACGUCAGAGUACAGGAUGCGUUAGUCUCUCUCCCUCCCUGUAUUAGUUUGUCUGUAGUAGAGGACAGAUUAUACUGUUUGACUGGGAGUCUGUGCGAUAGUUUGAUGCUCCCCUGCAGCAACAUUUUUUUAGACUCGUUUUUGUUUGUUUUUUGUCAUUUUCUUGUUCAUACUUUAACAGUAUUUAAAAGGUUUUCACAUCCUUGGGGCCAAAGUGCAUUGGCGUGGUGAAUCAUUGUGCUGCAGUCACUCAACAAAACAUGUUUGACAUGUGCCUGGUGUUUGUGUCCACCGUCUUGUUGGGUUUUGCUUUUGGGUUCUUGUCCUUUUGCAUGUGUGAGAUCCAGAUAGACAUCAACACCAUGGCCCUGCUGACAUGUCUGCAUAGUAUUACUGUUCAGUCACUUUGGCCCUCUGUAUGGUCAUUACAUGACCCAGCUACUGGUCUCCCCUUACUUUAGAUUCUGUUGAAGCUGUAGGUAUGUGGGUCUUUGGAUUUCUGUAUACUCAAGAAACCCUGCGUCCUCCACUUGUGUACCAGUUAAUAGAGACCAUAUACAACAGACAAGAACGCUGUCCACUAAACACUUUAAGCCCUGUUCAGACCAAAAACAGCCAUGUAUUAAAAAACAAUAAUACAAGGGUUCUGUGUUGGUGUGAACGUGGUGCUCCAGUGCGAAGACAAAGUCAAAGUAUCAGGGUUCGCCACAGCAGCUCGUACUCCGCAAGGUUAUCGCAGCAGCAUCUCCGUGCUUGUGAGUUACACAGAAUUGGUAAAAUAAUGCACAGUACACACUCAAAGGUCUUAAAUCAGGAGCGUGUGCUUGCAUGCAUUAAAUGAGCAAACAGUGUUGCUGAAUAGCAAUGACUGCUGCAGCGACACCCCCGCUGCUUUUAGUGACCUAGUUGACCCAUACUGCAGGGUUGUUGGAGCUAGGGAUAAGCAGCUAUGGUCAAAGUAAAGAGUUGUUGCCCAAAAAUAAAUAGCGUAAAGGCCUAACGCUUGCGGCCAAGGAGGUCUAGUAUAUUCAGAAAGCAAUCAUCAUUGAUCCAAACUAAUAUUGCUAAAUGUAUGUUCUACAAGGUCCGUCUCAAACACCAAUAUUGUCUAUGGUAACAGUUUUAUUGCACUGCACCCCAGUAGUAGGAACCCCGACGGCAGUUGUGUCCCAAAGCCACACUACUACAUAGUAAUCGUCCUAGCAAUUAAAUAUCAACAUAGUUCACCAUUUUCUACUAAAAGGAAAUGAUAGUCUGUGUGUCGGAUGUGACUCAAACGGCAACUCUGGAAAGCCGCUGCCAAUCAAACUUACCUAACAGACAGCAACAUGUUUCUUCUAAGAUUUAAACAGAUUCUUUGGAGCGGUGUCGCCACAAUUUACAUGUUUUUCGGCUGUGAGCAGCUCCUCCAUUUCCUUUUGUGGGACAAUAGUGUGCAUCAACGGCGAGUACUGUCUGAUUUGAAGCAACUUCAUUUUGUUACUUUUCCAGUGUGCACACAUGCUAAAACGCUGCGUAGAAUCGGUAUGUAGUCUGGAUUUGGGACACGGUGCAUGAGAGAGACUGCAAACAUAAGUUGAUCCUAGCCAUAACCAGAAGUGGGCUGCUGCAAACCUGCAACUGUUUGUAAUUGGGCCUACGUCAUCUAUCGUCCAUUCUUUUGGCUUUGAUCCGGUCUCUCCCUUUUGAGAGAAGCACACACGACACGAGCAUCUUGACGAAGAAAAAGCCGGCCCGACGGGACCAGAUCCUCAGGCCUGGCUUCAGCUGGCCCCACAGCUCUGUCGUGUCCUGGAGCCCACGUGUUUGUCUUGAUAUGUGUCUGAGGCUGCUUGAGUCAGUCUGAACACUUGUAACCAUGUUGGCCCUGUGGACCCUUUGAUUUUUCUCUAUUGUUUGUUUUUUGUUUUUGGUCUGCUGCUUUUUUUUUUUAAAUAAAAACAAAUAAACUGUAAAUGUGA
Messenger RNA from Siniperca chuatsi (mandarin fish), 3153 nucleotides. RefSeq names its product protein arginine methyltransferase 1 (gene prmt1). NCBI's taxonomy places the organism in Eukaryota, Metazoa, Chordata, Actinopteri, Centrarchiformes, Sinipercidae. The record is from RefSeq and is a predicted model, not a curated record. Bases 171 to 1217 code for a protein of 348 amino acids. Gene Ontology annotation, molecular function: protein-arginine N-methyltransferase activity. The transcript is spliced from 10 exons. Gene Ontology annotation, cellular component: nucleus.